Molecule: messenger RNA, 1860 nt
Organism: Aspergillus lentulus
Lineage: Eukaryota; Fungi; Ascomycota; Eurotiomycetes; Eurotiales; Aspergillaceae
Product: MFS transporter
Biological process (GO): transmembrane transport
Cellular component (GO): fungal-type vacuole membrane
Molecular function (GO): transmembrane transporter activity
Source: RefSeq, a predicted model, not a curated record
AUGGCAGGGCCUGAUCAACAAUACGAGCCAGCAAUUGAUAAGCGGGACUUUGAUGAUCAUCGACCCCUACUCCAUGACAUCGAUGCCGGCGUCGAUGGGACUGGAGAAGGACGGCCGCGAUCUGAUUCGAGACUGUCCGCCAUCCGAAAUCUCGACGGCGGCAGUGAAGGCCUCUUGAACAAUGUGAUUGACGAGAUCGUCGAGAGAGACCGUCGUAAGAUGGCAAUGGAAGUGAUGCGUGUAUGCAGCUUUGUGGUGGGGGUGAUCAGCUGUCUUGGAGCCGGCAGCAUCACUGCCUUUUCGCUGUACGGGCCUCUUUUCCUCACUCGGCUCCAUUACAGUCAGCUUCAGGUGAACGCCGUUUCUAUCGCGGCGGAGAUCUCGAUGUACCUUCCCGUGCCAUUGUUCGGUUACCUUUGCGAUCGGUACACGCCCUCUCCGCUGGCGUUGCUAUCAGGGCUUGUCUUUGGAGGAGGUUACCUGCUGGCUGCCUUUGCAUAUAGGAGUGGCCCGCUUCCUGAGGCGGGCGGAGAAGGAUGGCCGCCCUGGGUGAUGGUUGUGGCAUUCGUUGCUAUCGGGACGGCUACAAGCUGUAUGUACCUGGCUGCGGUGACAACGUGCGCUAAGAACUUUGGUCGCGGCAAACACAAGGGUAUCAUGCUUGCCGUCCCUAUUGCGGGGUUCGGUCUGAGUGGCAUGUGGCAGAGCCAGGUAGCCACAUACGUGCUAUGUGAACGCCGCGAGGAUGGUAGCCGUGGUGACGUAGAUGUCUUCCGGUACUUUCUGUUCCUUGCCUUGUUUCUCUUCUGCCUGGGAGUCAUUGGCACUUUCGGAUUGAGAAUUGUUGACGAGGAAGAGGACAAGUACAUUGAUGAGGCUGUCGAGGAGCUCGAGCGCAGCGGUCUCCUCGAGGAAAGCGAGUUCUUCCGGCCUCGAAGCGAAGUGCAGGCGGCUUAUGGCACGUUUUCCGAGGCUGCUGACAGAGAUGUGCCGGACCCGGAGCUAUCAUUGACCCUCUCUGAAGAAGAACGUGAAGCGGCGCGACUCGAGAAGGAAAGAGAGGAGGAGGAACAGAGGAAGAAGAACUGGUUGCUGAACUUCGAAACGCGACUAUUUCUGCAAGAUCAGACCAUGUGGUGGCUUGCACUCGGCUUCUUCCUGGUCACCGGUCCAGGAGAAGCGUACAUCAACAACUUGGGCACAAUCAUUCAGACACUCACGCCGGAAUUAUACCCUCCCAAUGCUCCGCCUCCAGCAGGUCUGCCCUCUACACAUGUGACUACGAUAGCGCUCACGUCCACUAUAGCCCGACUGCUGACAGGAUCUCUCUCGGACUUCUUCGCCCCCCCGGCCACUCAUCUGUUCCCGGCAAACAUAGAAGCUGGCCGUCGCUCCUCGUCAUCAGAUUCGGCCGCAAACAGGCCCACCCUCUCGCGACUCGCCUUCCUUCUGCCCUCAGCCCUCCUCCUCUCCGUCGGCUAUCUCCUCCUCUCAUCCCCCUUACCCCUCCAGCAUCCAGGUCUCUCACACGUAACAACCGCGCUGAUAGGCCUAGGCUACGGCAGCGCCUUCUCUCUCGUCCCCAUCAUCAUCUCUGUCGUGUGGGGAGUCGAGAACUUUGGCACAAACUGGGGCAUCGUGGCCAUGGUCCCUGCUGCCGGUGCCGCGAUGUGGGGAGUCAUCUAUUCGCGAGGAUACCAGGACGCGACGGACGGCGGGAACGGCUCACCGGACGGACAGUGCCAUGGCUGGCGGUGCUACGGGUUCUGGGCCGUCGGAUGCACCCUCAGUGUGUGGGUGGCUGUAGUUGCGUGGAUACUUGCCUGGAGGGGUUGGCGACGAAGAGGCGUUGUUGUUUGA